Molecule: messenger RNA, 447 nt
Organism: Dentiscutata erythropus
Lineage: Eukaryota; Fungi; Glomeromycota; Glomeromycetes; Diversisporales; Gigasporaceae
Source: the annotation of a GenBank genome assembly
AUGAGCUAUGAAGAAAUUGGAAACGAAACAUACAUAAGAGUUUUUCAAGAAUACUUUAACAAAUAUCCAAAUCCACCAUCAGACGAACAUAAAACAAAACUACAAGAAAAACUUAAAGAAUUUGAUCAAAAAAUCGAAGAAUAUUUAAACAGAAACUUAAUAACCAAAAGGAACCCUAUACAAGAAACAAACCGAGUUUAUAACCUCAAGAAAAAAGAAUACAGGGAACAAAUCUUCAACUAUAUUGAAGAAGAAGAAGUAGAUCUAGAAGACUUAACUGACGAAGAAAUAACAACAUAUUUAGUAUAUUCAUUAGUAAUAGCAGACAGAUCAAGAGUUAAAACAAGCUUAGAAACUAUUUCAAGAAAAUCGGUUAACAUUAAAAAUUGGUUAAAACAUACUCAGUGCACCUAUCAAGGACAACUAUCAACUAUAUUACCUGAAUAA